Drosophila albomicans is the source of this 2197-nucleotide messenger RNA. Its product is annotated as sphingomyelin phosphodiesterase 1. The transcript is spliced from 4 exons. Gene Ontology annotation, biological process: ceramide biosynthetic process; sphingomyelin catabolic process. Gene Ontology annotation, cellular component: lysosome. The coding region runs from base 5 to 2059 and encodes 684 amino acids. Lineage: Eukaryota; Metazoa; Arthropoda; Insecta; Diptera; Drosophilidae. The record is from RefSeq and is a predicted model, not a curated record. Gene Ontology annotation, molecular function: acid sphingomyelin phosphodiesterase activity.
UGCAAUGAGGUGUUUGCUUUUUAUUUUCUCCUGCGGCCUUGUGCUCGCUUCCGCGCUUAAUCUGCCAGGAAUUCCAGUCGAUUUCGACUUGGACGAUAAAAUUCUUUCCGCAAUUUCCGACGAUGUUGCUCAGCGUCUUGAGCAGGAGUACAUAACGUUCUUCAAGACAGGAGUCGAAACACCUGCAUUCAAGCAACUGACCACCCAGUUGGCCAAGGCUCACAGCAAAAAGGAUAUAUUCACCAAAAAUUUGCCUGAUCUCGAGACGCGUGAUUCGUUCGUGGUCUGCACUUUGUGCCGCUCCAUUGUCAAUGUUUUCAUAAGCACCGUGCGUGACGAGGAUGGCGAAUUGAAUGGCGAGAACAGCGCUGUGCUGAUGAAGACAAUCGCCAUGGAUGUGUGCCGUCGCCUGGAACUGCAAACCGAGGAGGUCUGCGAGGGUAUCAUCACAUCUGAGCUGCCUACAGUGGAUUUCAUAUUGCGCAACUCGGUAAUGGAUUCGCACAGCUUCUGCUCACUGUUCUUGGGCAUCACUUUCUGCGACACAGCCAAGGCUCCCAACUACAACUGGACCAUGACGGUGGACAACAAUGGGGAAGCCAUGACCGGCUCCAAGUCGGACACGCCCAAACACAGCGACAGUGAUUUUAAGAUCUGUCAAUUCACCGACAUUCACCACGAUCCACUCUAUGAACCCGGAUCUCUUGCCACCUGUGAUGAACCCAUGUGUUGCCAGAAGGUGCAGAGUGGUGUGGAGGGCACUAGUGAUGCAGCUGGCUACUGGGGCGACUAUCGUGAUUGUGAUUUACCCUGGAGAUCUUUUGAAUCCGCACUCGAUCACGCAGUAAAGACUGAAGAGUGCACUUACAUCUACCAAACGGGUGACGUUGUUGACCACAUGGUCUGGGGCACAUCGGUGGCCAAGAAUCGUGAAGUGCUGAGCAAGGUGUCGGAUCAAUUCGCCAAGGUAUUCCCUAAUGUCAACGUGUAUCCCUGCAUUGGCAAUCACGAACCACAUCCACUCAAUAACUUCAGUCCCGAAGAUGUGCCGGAUGAGGUGAAUACUAGGUGGCUGUAUGAGCACUUGUACGAAGACUGGUCCAGGUGGCUGCCUGUUGAGACCAAGGAGACUAUUCUCAAGGGUGGCUACUACACCGUGUCGCCCCAGACAGGUUUCCGCAUCAUUGCCCUCAACAGCAAUGGCUGCUACACGGACAACUUUUGGCUGUAUCACAAUGGCACCGAUAAAAUACCCCAACUGGAAUGGUUCCACGACGUUUUGCUGGCCGCCGAAGCUGCCGGCGAGAAGGUCCAUGUCCUCACCCACAUUCCCUCGGGAGAUGGCACCUGCUGGGCUGUCUGGGCCAGGGCAUACAACCGUAUCAUCACACGCUUCCACAAGACCAUCAGUGGCAUUUUCAAUGGUCACUCGCACAAGGAUGAGCUAGCUGUGCACUAUUCGGAGGAGGGACAUGCCACUGCUGUGGCCUGGAAUGGUGGUGCCUUGACCUCAUACAGCUACAAGAAUCCCAACUACCGUGUGUACGAUGUGGAGCCAGCCACGUUCCAAGUGACCAAUCAUCGCACCUACAUCUUUGAUUUGAAUCAAGCAAACAAGCAGCCCGAGCAGGAGCCCACUUGGUUCUUGGAGUACGAGUUCAUCAAAGAGUUCACUGAUGACUUGAGUCCUGCGGGCAUCGACAAGUUGUUGGACGACUUUGCCGACAAUCCCGAACUGAUGCGCAAGUACUGGCGCUUCAGGGUCACCUCUGCGGAGCCACAAGUCUCCGGUGGCUGUGAUCGCAAUUGUCUGGCGGGUUCCUUGUGUCGUGCUGCCACCACAGUCAAUGAUCAGACGUCGCGUUGCCAGGAGUUACGUGAACGACUAUUUGCAGCUCUGGACACUGACCCCGAGCCUGAGCCAGAACCGGAGCCUGAACCAGAGCCUGAACCUGAACCCGAGCCAGAGAAUCCUGAUGGUGAUGGAGCCGCUGCUCUGAGUGUCCUGAGCAUUACUUCCCUCAUCGCUCUGGUGGUCUCUGUGAGAAUUGGAUUCUAGACACUCUUAACUGUAUAUACUUACUUUAAUGUUAACUUAUAUAAUCGCAAAUUCCAUUUCAUUUGUCAACAGCACGAUUAAGUGCCAAAAAAGAAAUUCAAAAUACAUUUAUCUGUAAGUACCUAAUACAAUUGUUUC